CGCGUCAGCGGCUCACACUGCCGGCCGUCGGCCCGCAGCGCAGCGCACUAGGGCAGCCAUGCCGGCCGCCGCGCCGUCGACGUCUGCGUCACCGGUAGCCGGCGCCGCGACGCUCCUGGCCGCCGCCGCUGUGCUCGCCGCCCUCAGGCUGCCGCACGGCGCGUGGGGCCUGGAGUGCUACGAGUGCAGCUCGCAGCAGGAGUCGGGCUGCGCAGACCCCUUCUCGGGCGGCAACUGGUCGUGGGGGGCGUGGCGGGGCCCCGCGGACUGCCCCCAGCCGCCGCGCGAGGAGGCGGGCGCCCGCGCCGCGCUGCACACCGUGCUCACGCAGCUCACCAGGCUGGGCCAGGCGCCAGAGCUGCCGCCGCCCUCGGGCCUUCCGCCCCCGCCACCUCCGCCGCCGCCGGCUGACGGCGAUGCUGACGACCCCGAUGAGGGGCCGCCGCCCUCCUGCAUAAAGCUGCUCCUCACAGUGAUGGGCCAGCGCGUGACGGUGAGAGGGUGUGCCGGCCCAGCGCUGGGAAAGACUCACCCAUGCGACGCUUAUAAGCUGAUCGCCACCAACGAGGUGGUCCUCCACUACUGCGGCAUCUGCGAGUCGGACGGAUGCAACGAGCAGGCGGCGCUGAGGCCGGCUAGGGCGCCACUGUUGCUCGCCAUGGCCGUCUGUGUCAUCGCCUGCAUGGCCCUGUGACGGGCUUCGACGUCUGGGUUUGGUACACCUGUUCCUCUUGCCGAUGGGAACGCUCCUGCUCCGCUGGCCGCGUGCUCCUAAAACAGUGGGUGCAGACCACCUGGCAACGACGACCGUUAUGCUCAGGCAGCAGGUAUUUGUCUCGCUGCAAGCGCCAUUACAUCCUGGGCAUCCGUGUUCUCCACUGUCGUUAUCCUCACGUGAUGAAGCUCACUCAGCACUGUGGAGUAUCUGCAUACAUGUGUCUAUCGAUUCUGCCAUCGGACUGUAUCACUGUCAACACAACAUUCACAUUAUAAUACACCCAAUAUUCUCUGUGACAACAAUGUUGACAUAAGAUUUCUACGAUGACUGCUAACCCAAUUAAGCGCAAAGUAGGUGCAGCCAUGAAUAACAAAACGUGAUCACAUCGUCUAUAUACAUACGUAUUGGUGUUAUUGGUGUAGUAGGAUGUUUCGAUUCUCUCGAAUUUUCAUUUAUGUGCAUUCACUGAUUUUAUAUUUCUACAAGGUGUGAAAUCAGAAUUAAUAUGGACCAUGUUUUCUUUUAUUUUAUCAAAAAUUAAUGACUGUUAAUCAGAAAAAUCUGGUGUAAAUGACAAAAUUUAGAAUAGUUUUCACAUUUUCAGUAUCGGAUAAUCCUUGAAAUAGCCAUUUCAAGAUUACACACUCUCAAGUAGCCAAUUGGUAUACUAGAAGAUCUUAGCGAAUUAAUUUUUUUUAAAUAACCUCAUUUGAUGUGUGCAACAUAAUAAAAAAAUCUGAAUAACUUUUACUAAAUUAACUGUUCUGUUUCACUGAAUUGUAUUCCUUAUUUUUUUUUAGCAAACAGUGUCAACUUACUACUUUCUGUUUGUGAUGUCUGAUGAAUAAGAAAUCUGUAGACCCGAUAUCUAAAAUGUAUACUAUGUCGUAUUUUCAGUUCCUGUAGAGAGAGAUGACUUCCUAUUUGCAACAGGUGCAUCACAUUAUUAUUAUCAACAGUUUAAAAUUGUCUCCAAAUACACCUUUUCUUAUUGGAAAAACAACGAAGAUGCCUACUAUGCAGAUUGCAUGUUUACAUAGUUAAGGAGAGAAACAAACAUUCUGUUGUUCAAGGUUUCCUACGUCUUUGAAACGUUAUUAUUCUUAGAAUAAAUUACAGCCAACUGUCAUUCAAUGUACAUACAGUAGUAUGAGCUGUGGAAUACGAAUGCAACAGUUUUUUUUCUUUUUUCAGGCUAAUUGCAAGAAUAUAUCCUGAGGCAUGUUAGAAGCACAUCUGCUUUCCUUUCAUCUCAUUUCUGAAUAUCUGACAAAAUGACAUAUGUAGAGAAGCAGCUAUCAUUAUCCAACAUGGCAGAAACUAUUUUACACAGAUUAACUGAACAACAGUUGGUCACAAAUAGACCAGUAGUAAAGCUGUAAGGAAGGGUCAUCAGUUGUGUUUGGAGUGGCUCAGUUGAUAGAGCACUUGUUUGCAAAAGGCAAAGAAGUUAGAGACUCAGUGUAGCACACAGUUUUAAUCUGCUGGGAAAGUUCAAGAAAACGAGUACAUGAAAUUUCAAAGUUUUCAUAUCACAUUUAAUACAUUCACAAUAUUUCUGUCAAAUUUUCAAUAAUGCUAUAAAAUGUGUUAAUGUGUUAUCAAUCAGUUUAACAAUUUAUUCUCAAGAUAUUUUUGAUCAACUGAUCUUAAAGGAUUACAAUAUUACUAAUUAUUUCAUAGAUUUCAUAUCACAUUUAAUACAUUCUGAAUACCUGUCAAAUUCUGAAUAAUGAUAUAAAAUGUUUGCUACUAUUUUACUAAUCAGUUUAACACUUAAAUCUCAAGAUAGUUUUGAGCAACUGAUCUUUCAAGAUUGCAAUAUUAAUUAAUUCUCUCAAAGCGAAAAAUGCAUCUUCUAGAAUUCCUGUAUUUUCAUGCAUUUAAUGUAAAUUAUAGUUAACAACAAACGAAAUUAUUGUCAUAGGAGCAGCUUUGUCUUGUGGCAUAUGCAGUGAGAGGAGUGUGAUGAAAGCUGAAAAUUUUCUUAAGAUUAGAAGACAUGGCCCAUCCUGCUGAAAACUUAUAUAUGAGAGUUUUAUUCAAUACAGGUGUUGAAAAGAUGUUGCUGAGAUGAGGCACCUAUAGCCAUAACUACUAUUUUCUGCCCGUGUAGACUUACUGACAUUAAAAUUCUCAACAAGGUCUUACAUCUUCUGCACUUCGGUUUGUGAAUGCUUCAACAGCUAAUUGUUCUUGAUGUAAGAUAUGCAUUGAUAAAAAUGUUGCAACAUAUGUGAUAUCUGACCCAGAAAUUCAGUGGAGUAUUACCAUAAUGUUUGCAAAAGGCUAUUUUCAACCAAAUAACUUCAUAUGGAAACGUGACAUGUAUACUAGGUCAUGUCUAGAAGGAUAUCAUAUAACUGUUGCAAAUGAAUUUUAAGAAAUUAUGAAGCUGGUGUCAGGUGUUUAAGUCUUGUAACAAAAUGUAAAUAUCAUGUCUCAAAAUUUCGGAGUGUAACCCCUGAAAAACACUUACCUCAUUUACAGUAAUAUGGCUCUUAUGCUUUUGUUAAAUGUUUCAACUUUUAAAAUGUUACUAAAACCAGUACCUGACUUCUCCAGUACAAAAGUGGAAAUUUAACAAAGAAGAGAUAUUUAAAAAACUGCAUUAAUGUAUUAAUGUGGAUUUUUAAAGAUGAAAUGCUAAGAAUUAUGGAUUAAGUGAGAUGAAGUUGUAUGAAGAAAUGUAAAAAUUUAUUUUGAAUGGUAGUACAGUAUAGUUGAAAAAUGGCAGCACCACCAUUUAUGUCAAAAUAAAUGAAUAUAAAGCAUAAGAAGAUUAUUGCCUUGUCUAACAAGGAGACAUACUAUAAUCAUUUAAUUAAUACAUGUAAUGAUACAUCUAAAUAAUCUAUGGACUGAAAAAUUUGUUAUUUAUUUUCAACUGUAAAGACAAUUAUUUCAUUGAUACAGUUGUGAAUUACUUCUCUUUGUUUCCCUAUGACUCUCAGAAAACUUAUUUCGAUUAAGGAUAUUGGGAAAAUUAAAAUCCUUAGAUGAUUUUGUAAUUAGUAAUUAACUAAUAUGAAAUUACAAGUUCAUUACCUGUGUAUAUGCAUUUAUUGGAAGGAUAAGGAAGUGAAUGUAAUAUAAUUUUGUUUGUCAUUUUUAAAUUAAUUCUGAUUCCCAAGACAAUGAGUAUAUUCAGAUGUUACUGUAAUUAAUAAUCAACAGACAAAUAUCUUAACUAUGGUUCUUGCUUGUGUGUGGUUGUACAGAAAUUAUUAAAAAAUGUAUAGUAAGCAAACUAUGACAAAGUUUUUGCUGUUUUUAAACAAAAUAUGUCAAAUUUUACAGGAAUUACUUACUUCAUUCUUUCAGUAAAUGUGCAUGUGUUGUUCUGAAUUACCACAGUAUAUGUAGUCAGAUUAUUUCUUUGCAUAAUUUAGAUCAACCCCAAUAGCUCUUCUACUUAUGUAAAAAAAUUAAUAAAUUAUAAUGUGAUUUAGA
Schistocerca gregaria is the source of this 4171-nucleotide messenger RNA. RefSeq lists its product as uncharacterized. The transcript is spliced from 3 exons. Bases 59 to 694 code for a protein of 211 amino acids. The record is from RefSeq and is a predicted model, not a curated record. Gene Ontology annotation, biological process: regulation of synaptic transmission, cholinergic; positive regulation of voltage-gated potassium channel activity; sleep. Lineage: Eukaryota; Metazoa; Arthropoda; Insecta; Orthoptera; Acrididae.